Messenger RNA from Mitosporidium daphniae, 873 nucleotides. RefSeq lists its product as uncharacterized. The record is from RefSeq and is a predicted model, not a curated record. The transcript is spliced from 2 exons. Bases 1 to 873 code for a protein of 290 amino acids. Gene Ontology annotation, cellular component: membrane. NCBI's taxonomy places the organism in Eukaryota, Fungi, Microsporidia.
AUGGCGUUGCCGGCUGGGGCCGCCCCGCUGCCAUAUUGUGGUGGUCUCGCUCAAGGUCUGUAUUGCAAAUUUGCUUUUCAAAUUUUUUUACCUUUUGCCAUGGCUCGUCGUGAUCGUCUGCUGUUCGUGCUUCCGGUUACAUUUGCAAUCCUUGGAACAUGGCAAUUAUGCAGGCAUUACGAAAAGAAAGAAAAAUACGAUCGGCUGAACAGAGCUUUGGCAACAGAUUGUGAUCCUGUUCUUGUUGAUCGGAAAUCUAAACUUCAGGGACUCACGGAGGGAGAACCUGUUAUUUUACACGGGUAUUUUGCCCUAACUCCCGUUCCAGGUUAUUAUGACAUAGCCUUCUUGGGCCCAAGAAUAUCCCCGCAGGAGUCCACCAAUCCCGGAUUGGGCUACCACAUUAUUAAGCCAUUCAGGCUUUCUUUUGACGCUUCCCCGAUUCUCCUCAAUCUUGGUUGGGUAUCCCGGGAGCUUUUUCUUACCGAAACUGUUGCCACCGACGGUUCUUUUCAUUCCUCAAAGUACGGCACAGAUUUGGCAUCAAGACUUGGGUUAAAUGAUGGCAAGUUGAGAUCCCUGCUCGCUAUAGUUCUCCCAGAAUGGUAUGGACCCGUUCAAAAGAAAACCGACAUCUUUUUCUUUUACAGCCAGAAAAAAGAGUUAGGCGACGCUCUUGGUUUGGCCAGCGAACAGCCGUUUCUUUUCAAGGUCAUUGACAGCGACGAGAGCUCGCCUCUGAUGGUUCCAAACUCUACCGAGCCAGCGCGGAUAGUCCCCCAUUUGCAAUACAUGGCCACCUGGUUCGCAUGCGUACUCAUCCAUAGGUAUGUCCUUGCCGUGCUCACAGGUGCCGCUUGCCUUUGUCUUUGA